AGAAACGUUCCUCUCAGCACGAGACACAGGAGCGCGUGGUUUGGUCCGUGAUUUUGCCCAUCGGACCGCCGCUGCCAGAGCAGGGCAUCGGUUUUCACACUGCAAAAGUGUUUCAGAGUGAGGAAGACGGUUUACUCUUACUGAAUCUGAACAAGAGGCUAAAGCUAACCACGCAGCCGUUCUAGGAUGUCGGGAACUCGGGGCUGAGCAAACGCCCACGGCGGAAACGACUGACGGCUCAUUUAUUAUUGCUGUUAUAGUAACAGCGGUUUGAUUGACAAGUCAGACUGCAAUAACUACUAAAGCCUGCAAGGCGUAAUGAGAAGUGGGUUACUUCGUUGAUGACGUCGAGUUCUAAAGCAGUCACGUCGAUAACUUGUGGUGUGGACAAACAUUUGACUUUGCAGCUUUUGCAUAUGUGUUUAUGCAUAUAGCUAUUUACACUUUGGAUCUUUUAAAGUCUCAAAUGCGCUAGUCGGAAGUUGGUGAGUCUGGUUAUUGAAUGACAAGCCGAACGCGCAAUCUAGAUAUACAUGUGAUAAAGCUUGUUUGUCUAUUACGCGUUUAUUGCUCGUGCUCUGCUGAGGCACCGUUUAACGCCAUGGCAUGAUUUAUCUCGUUCAAAUAAAUAAAAAGUAAUUUAGGUCUGUAUCGGUUGUUUAUUCAUCAUGCAGUACAAUGAAAGUAUCUCGCAUUUCGGUUCAAUGGACGGUCCUGCAUCACUUUACGACCCUCAUGGACACAGACCAAUGUCCACUCUUACUCACAGUCCCCGCCUCAAUCCUUCUAUGCAUCAGUAUCAUCCCGUGACCGAUCACGUCAUGGGCUCAAUACCCGACGUUCACAAACGAGACAAAGAUGCUAUUUAUGGACACCCGCUGUUUCCGCUAUUAGCCUUGAUCUUCGAGAAGUGCGAGCUGGCGACGAGUACGCCGCGCGAUCCCGGCAUCGCUGGCGGUGACGUCUGCUCUUCGGAAUCCUUCAACGAGGAUAUCGCAGUCUUCGCCAAGCAGAUAAGACAAGAAAAACAUUAUUAUGUCCAAAAUCCCGAGUUAGACAGCCUUAUGGUUCAGGCCAUUCAAGUGUUACGAUUUCAUCUACUGGAGUUGGAAAAGGUUCACGACUUGUGUGACAAUUUCUGUCAGAGAUACAUUAGUUGCCUCAAGGGGAAGAUGCCAAUGGACUUAGUGAUUGAUGAGAGGGACACGAAACCGGGGGAUUUAGGAGACAGUAACGACAGCACUGGCAGUGGAGGGGGAGGUAAUCUAAAUGGGUGCGGCGGAAGUGGGGCUGGAAGAGGGGGAAGUUCAACAGGACCCAACAGUGAACAUUCAACUCCACCAGAUCAG
Limulus polyphemus (Atlantic horseshoe crab) is the source of this 1349-nucleotide messenger RNA. Its product is annotated as homeobox protein homothorax. NCBI's taxonomy places the organism in Eukaryota, Metazoa, Arthropoda, Merostomata, Xiphosura, Limulidae. The record is from RefSeq and is a predicted model, not a curated record.